AUGAAGCGCGGUUCCGAUGCCGACGACCCGCGCGCGCCCGCGCUCACCUCCGUAUCGCGCGCGGUGAGCGGUGAAACCUUUCGUAUACUCACUCGCGCGUCGACGUCCGCGAUCGACGUCUCCGCGCGCGACGCGAGCGGGAAAACCUUUGUCGGAAGAUUGGAUUUGCAACGCGCGCCGUUUGAACGUUUCGGUGAAUUCGCGCGCGCAGCGCUCGGCGAUCCGCGACGCGAACGCGUCGAACGCGCGUUCACGUUCACGUUCGAGCGCGCGGAGGAGAACGGGGACGAGUACGAGCUCGUGUGGCGGUUUAGGGAGGCGGAGGCGGAGGCGACGCUGGACGACGGUGCCGAGUUUGCGACGACGCGAGCGAAGACGGCGAACGACGGGAAGAAUUACGGCGCCGUUCGCACGGGUGUGUGCGGUAUGAGGCGCGUGGAGAGCGACGACGCGUUUUGUGAUGGAGGAUUCGCGUACGAGGCGUUGGGGGAGGCGUUGGAGAUGGAGGCGCGACGACGCUUCAACGCCGAGCGAGACGGGAAGAGGGCGAUCGAGGCGCGCGAAAGGGCGAAUGAGAACUGCGAAACGGCGCUGCGAGAGAUGGAUGCGUUGAAGGAGCGAUUAGCGCAAAACUUUCUAUCGCUUUUAAACGAGAAAAAGAAGGGCAUGAGGAAAAUGGCCGAAGAGUUGGAAGCCGCGAGGGCGGAGAACGACGAGUUGAAGGCUGACCUGGCGAGCGCGAGACUGGAACACUCGAAGCCCGACGUCGACGGUUUCGUGGCGGUCAAAGGCGAGCGAAGCGUCGAUGCAGACGUCGACGAGGACCGCGACGAGAGCGAGGACGAAUACAACACGGAUGAUGAAACGGAACGAACGCGAAGGCGCGGUCGCAAACGCGACGCGUCGCAACCGUCGCAGCGAAAAUCGCAGCCAUCGCAGUCGCAACCGUCGCAAAAACGCGCCCGAAAUGCGACGGCGAAAAAGAAAUCCUUUUUAGCCGACACCUUAGCCCUGCUCGACGCCGAUUAA
Messenger RNA from Ostreococcus lucimarinus CCE9901, 1029 nucleotides. RefSeq lists its product with no specific name. The transcript has a single exon. The coding region runs from base 1 to 1029 and encodes 342 amino acids. NCBI's taxonomy places the organism in Eukaryota, Viridiplantae, Chlorophyta, Mamiellophyceae, Mamiellales, Bathycoccaceae. The record is from RefSeq and is a predicted model, not a curated record.